AAAACCUAAUAUGUUUAAAGCUAUGUUUAAUUGUGACUAAACACUGAAUAAAAAUGCAAAUGUUCCUUUUUUAGAUUAACUUCUGUCUGGAUGGAGUUGCAUGAUAGUAUUGCACAACCUACCUUGACAGCCUUUGACAGCUAAUUAUGCAGCUCUUCUGUUGGCCCCGCCUCUAAAUAAUCGAACCAAUCAUAAAAGAGGAUAGGCGGACCAGCCAAUCAGAGCGCCCCUCUUUGAGUGGAGCGUUACGACCUGCAGACACAAUUUCUGUGGCCGAUUUUAUUACACUGUAUCAUGUUGGCUAAAGGAGUUGCACCGCGAAUAAUUGCUGCUAAACACACCCGGUAAAUUGUAUAAUUGCGAUUUUUUUUCUCCCUCCUGUUUUUGAUUUUUAUUUUCGCUGCUGCGCGGUGAAACAGUCGGAGAUUUGAGGAGGCUCCGUGUUUUUAAAGCCCGAAAUAGUCGCUGUCAGGAGGACUAGUGUUUUGUUGAUGUCAUCCGCGGCAGAGCGGUAGCGACCUUCAAUUUGUAGGCAAGACCGGGAUAAACAAAGACUCGCUUUUUGUGUGUGUGUGUCUUUUGUUUUUGUGUUGUCAGUCAGUGACACCAGCGGCGAGGAUGGGACUUUUGCUGCGCGGUAUCCUGCUGUUAUCGGCUUGCACUUUCACAGCCGGCUCGGAUUUUCAGCUGGGAUCCAAACCCUCCGGACAGUCGGUGUUCGUCAGGCAGUCAAACAGUGAGGAGAGAGCGGCGAAAAUCGCGAAGAGGUCCCUCCUGCCUGCGUGGCUGGCUCCAUCACCGAACCACAAGAUAAAACGGAGAAGCGCCGAGCAGGGCGACUCGUGCCAGGUUCUGCAAGGAUAUAACACCAAGUUAGCAGACAACACCCACGGUUUUACAUUCAAUGACCUGAGCGGCUCGGUGUCGCUGGCCUGGGUUGGAGAUGGCACAGGGGUCAUCCUGGCUUUGACGACUUUUCAGGUGCCCUUCUUCAUGAUAAGACUCGGACAGUCCAAACUGUACCGAAGUGAGAACUACGGGAAGUCAUUUCAAGAUGUGACCAACCUCAUCAACAACACCUUCAUCAGAUCGGAGUAUGGUAUUGCAAUCGGCCCCGAGAACUCAGGGAGGGUGAUUCUGACAGGUGAAGUGUCCGGAGGUCACGAUUCUCGGAUAUUUGUCUCUGAUGACUUCGGAAAGAGUUUCACCAGCCGGGACUUGCCUUUCGUCCCCUUGAUGCAGAUGGUGUACAACCCUGAGAGUUCCAAUGUGCUGGUAGUCCUCAGCGCCAGCAAUGAACUGUGGCUGUCUGAGGACUUUGGCACCAACUGGAAAAAGAUCCACACCAUGGUGUGUCUGGUGAAAUGGGGAAGGAAAAAUACCAUCUUCUUUACUGCCAGCAUCAACGGAUCGUGCAGUGAUCGGGGAAUGUUGGAACUGAGGAGGACGACUGACUAUGGUAACACUAUCAAGACUGUCGCCAGUAAGAUCUACUCCUUUGGCCUCGGUGGACGCUUCCUCUUUGCCUCUGUAAUGACGGGCAAGGGCACCCUGAGGAUGAUCCAUGUGUCAGUGGAUCAGGGAGAGAGUUGGAACAUGGCCCAGCUGCCUCCCGUCGGUCACGAGCAGUUCUACUCGAUCCUUGCGGCGAAUGACGAAAUGGUCUUCAUGCAUGUCGAUGAACCAGGAGAUACAGGAUUUGGUACAAUUUAUGCAUCAGAUGACCGAGGCACCGUGUACUCAAAGUCACUGGAGCGCCACCUUUAUACCACCACGGGGGGUGACACAGACUUCACCAACGUCACAUCCCUGCGAGGAGUGUUCAUCACCAGCGUCCUGGCUGAAGAUAGCUCUGUGCAGACUGUGGUGUCCUUUGAUCAGGGAGGGGAAUGGGUUCCUUUGCGUAAACCCGACAACAGCAAGUGCGAUGCUACAUCCAGGGACCCAGAUAAGUGCAGUCUCCACAUCCACGCCGCCUACAGCACCGCUAUGAGGCUCAACGUCCCCAUGCUUCCUCUGAGUGAGCCAAACGCUGUCGGUCUCAUCUUAGCUCACGGAAGUGUCGGCGAUGCCAUCUCAGUGAUGAAGCCUGAUGUGUAUGUGUCUGAUGAUGGGGGCUAUACCUGGAUAAAGGCCCUUGAUGGACCCCACCACUAUGCUAUUCUGGACUCUGGGGGGCUGCUGGUGGCUGUAGAGCAUAGCCCAACCCAACCUAUCAACCAGCUCAAAUUUUCUACUGAUGAAGGACAGUGCUGGCGUGUGUACAACUUCUCCCAAGAACCCAUCUACUUCACCGGGCUGGCAUCAGAGCCGGGAGCUCGCUCCAUGAAUGUCAGUAUCUGGGGCUACAGAGAGUCCCUCCUCAGCCAGUACUGGAUCUCCGUCACCAUCGACUUCAGGGAUCUUCUUACCAGAGAUUGUCAAGACGAAGACUAUGUGCCGUGGCUGGCCCACUCUGAUGACAUCAGUGACCCACAGGAUGGUUGCAUGCUGGGCUACAAAGAGAAGUUCUUGCGCCUCAAAAAGGAUUCUGUCUGCUGGAAUGGACGCGAUUACGAAGUCGACACCGUGCCAACCCCAUGUCCGUGCACCCUGGAUGACUUCCUGUGCGACUUCGGAUACUAUCGUCAAGAGAACAGCUCAGUGUGUGUGGAGCAGCCGGAUCUGCAAGGCACAGUGUUGGAGUUCUGUCUGCACGGCAAAGAGGAGCAACUGCAGACCAGUGGCUACAGGAAAAUCCCUGGAGACAAAUGUGAGGGAGGAACGAUGCCUGAGCGUAAAGAGAUUGACCUCAGUCAGAGGUGUGUGAGCGACCUGUUGGGCCCAAUAAUGAUAGACAAGCGCCCCUCCAAGUCUGUGCCCAUCGUGAUCACAGUCAUCAUUGUCAUGCUGCUGAGUAUUGCAGCUGGAGUCGUCUUCGUCAAGAAAUACGUCUGUGGUGGCAGGUUCUUGGUUCACAGGUACUCUGUGCUGCAGCAGCAUGUGGAGGACAAUGCAGCCGAUGGGAUGGACGAGCCGCUGGAGACCAACCACUCUCACAACGGCAAAAUCGAGUUUCAUGACGACUCAGAUGAGGAUCUGCUUGAAUAGCUGGCACAACCUGUCAUGCAACCAAGCUACUGGUUUCCUGUCCACCCCGUGGCCGGCCGCUGCUCCUGUCACUCUUUGUCUCCAGUUACUUCUUCCUUUCACCUUCUAGUAUAAACUUUGGCCUCAGCUACAGACCAAGAGUCUGUGUCACUCUGCUAUCAUCAGUGAAGUAUAAUGAAUGUAAGGCGGGGCUUCCUGGGACUGACGCCUCAGUCGAGGGAGACUAUGAAGGAGGUCUUGUAGUGUUGUGCUUCAGUUGUCGAUUCUGUUGAGUGAGUUCGAAUCUCAAGGUUAUUUAUUUUAAGGAAUGAAGAACUGAGGCAGUAAUUGAAACUGCUGACAGAGUCAGAAUAAUGGGGUUUGAAGAAAAGCUAGUUGUAUAAAUCCACCACCACUGCAUUAUGGGUCCUGCUUCUCCCAUCACCUGGGAGUGCUCCUGGAAUUACUCCUCAUUUCUGUUGAAGAUUUUUGUCCUUUUCCUCAUGCACUUGUACAUAGAUCUGUUUUUCUUUGCCAUUUUUGAUGUGAUAUCAGUCUGGUAGGUUUUAAAAAAGGUUGCAGGUGGUUGCUGGCUAAUACCUCCCCCAGAACGAUUGAGUCUUAAUCCCAACUUUUAAUCAAGUAUUUUUGGCCCCAGAUGUUCAAGAGAGUAUAAGUUUAAGGUUUUUAACCUAACUGAUUUGUGAAAAGUUAUGUUGUAAUCUGUGCUUGGAAUACAAGCGUGCAGACUUUUGGUACGCCGUGGCAUUGCGAUCCAUUGUUGAAGUAAUAAAACAGAAGUGGAAAUGGCAGUUUCCAUUCGGUUUGAUAGCAAUAACAUGUUUGGUUUUAGUAUAUUGUCCAUGCACGUUAAACAAUUCAAUUGGCACAAUAUCUCCUAUCGUCUUCAGUUUGAUGAAUGGAAAUGUCAUUGCGCAAAACACAGUAUGCGUUAAUGUCCAGGCUGGUAAAGUGUGUCUGUUUCAAGACAGGAUUUGUUUAAAACCUCGUCUGCAGUAACUAACUGCCUAAAGCACAAGGUCCUUUGUAUGCUAAGAGUUUGUAGUUCAACAGUUUUCCUAAACGUGACCGAUUGUGAUAAGACUAAUAAUCACUGUAGUCCUAUAUAGGUCGUGUUUGUAAUAAUUUGAGCAGUUUUUUACUAACCAGCUUUUAAAAUCAUGUAAAAACUGACAAAUUGUGGUUGAACGAUGUCCAGAAAUGUCAGAAAUAAUUCUAGUUUGAUAGCAAAAAUCUACAGCCGUUUUUUUACGAGACACUCAGAUAACCAAAUGCGUCAGUAGAAUUUGGUGUCGAAACAAUAGGAGCAAUGCGAUAAAAUAUUCAGCUAUGUAAAUGUUGUAUAGCAUAAUUACCACUGUAGCCUAUUUGAAGACUUAGCAGACACAAUUGACUCAGCUUUAGCACCACGCAAGACUGUUUGUUUUUUUUGUUUUUGUUUUUUUUUGGUGUUUAAAUUUGAGAUGAAGCUAAUUCUAAAAGAUAACAGGGUUAUUGAAAGUUUCUCAUUGGUGUCUUUUAUAGUGAACUGCUGUUUGUUUCUAAUCAAUCUCAACAAAUCUGUCUUAUCAUGUGAAGUCUUUUAAUUUUUCUUUUAAACAUUUGUUGCACAAUUAUUUGUCCGUCUUGUGUUUUAAUAUGUCGUUUUCAUACCGGUUUAAUUUAUUUGUGACAAGCUGGUUCAGAGGGCAGUAAACUGGAUGCGGUUAUACAAGUGCCUGGUGUGAGGAUCUGAUGUGUGGCCAGCAUCUAUUUACUGAUUAUUCUUUAUGUCAACCAACGUGUAACCAGUUUAAUCCAGUAUCUCGGUGACACCCUUGAGUUUGCACUUGUUGCCGAGGAUGAUUUGUUGAGCAGUAAAUGUCUGUUUCAUCUGAGCUCCCACUGAACUGCAUGUUAACUCUCAGUGGUUCGUAAAUUCACACAGAGCUUUGUAAAGAAAAUGGCUGACGACAACCUGGUUCCUCUCCCUUCUGGCUGUGAUACUUUGACAAGAGAGUCAACUCGAAUAAAAAAACACAGAAAAGAUACAGGGUCAUGAUGAAGUUUUACAUUGGGAGAGACCUGGUGAGUUCUAAUUUAAUGACAGUUUAUUGCAUUACGUGCGGGUACCACAUUUUUCUUACGGUUUGAAUCUGCUGUAUAAAUUAAGUCAUUGUGAUGGUUCUGUAAAUAUACAAGGUUACACCUUUAUAUCUGCUACGUUUCUCUUUUUCUGUAUAUUUGAGGCAAUUUUCUUUGGGUUUGCAAAUAAAUUCUUAUGUUCCUCUA
This is a messenger RNA of Stegastes partitus (bicolor damselfish), 5361 nucleotides long. RefSeq names its product sortilin 1b (gene sort1b). The coding region runs from base 619 to 3090 and encodes 823 amino acids. NCBI's taxonomy places the organism in Eukaryota, Metazoa, Chordata, Actinopteri, Pomacentridae. Gene Ontology annotation, cellular component: membrane; Golgi apparatus. The record is from RefSeq and is a predicted model, not a curated record. Gene Ontology annotation, molecular function: protein binding. The transcript is spliced from 20 exons. Gene Ontology annotation, biological process: vesicle organization; Golgi to endosome transport; endocytosis.